AUGCGGUCCUGCUGCAUCGCACUCGUGAUCCUUGCCUUGUACGCCGCAAUCAGUGACGCAGCAACUAUACCUGGUGGAUCCAAGCGAAGCCCAUCCGGCUUCCAGCCUUCCAUUCGCUCGCUCGCGUUUAGCCGGCAUGCUCCUGUCGAGAAGGUAUUACUGAGGUCUAAUUCAGUAGUGGGCCACGAAGAGAGGGCGUUUGCGAUCCCCGGCUUGUCGAAGAUCGUUGAAUGGUUCAAGGCGCUUAUAUUAAAGAUCAAGCUUUCGUUCAGUGAGGGGAAACAGCUCAGUGCUUGGCUGAAGGAGAAGAAGACGCCGGAAGACGUCUUCAAACUGCUAAAGCUCCAUACUGGGACGGAAAAUCUCCUGGCCAACAAAAAUUUGAAGACGUGGAGUGUCUUCAUGGUGCUGUACAACAAGGAAAACCCGACGAAAAUGGUGACGAUGCUCGGGAUGCUCACAAAGACGUAUGGAGAUGAAGCCGUGGCCAAGAUGAUUGAAGCAUCGCGGGCGAACCUGAAAACAAAACCCAUCGCCAACAGGCUGCAGAAUCUGCAAUUGUCGGGCUGGGCUCAGAAUGGAUUAUCGCCAGAUAUUGUGUUCCAAAUGCUGAAGGUUGGCGAGGGAGGUGUGGACAAACUCAUGUCCAACAAAGGCUUGAACGUGUGGUUUUACUUCUUUAACCAGAUGAAUCGCUACAACCCGGACCGGCAGAUCGGUCUCAUCAAUAAGUUAUUGACAGUCUACGAUGACAUCCCGUUGGCAAAGGCCUUCGAUGCGGCAUCGAAGGUGAAGUCUACGAAAUUCAUGGGGAAAGAGCUACAGGAGGCACAGUUCAAAAAGUGGCUUGCGGACGGCAUUGAACCGUCAACUAUCUUCAAACGCCUCAACUUGGACAAGUUAAAGUGGACAACUGACCCAAAUGCAGAUGUAUAUCGCGGAUACAAGAUAUACUAUUACGCAAACGCGAAAUAGACGCAAUUCGGUAAACUCUUAUUAUGCGCGCGGCCACGCGGUCAUCGAUAUGGCGCAGCUAACAUGUAUCCAAUGUAAAGUAACGAAGCCUC
Messenger RNA from Phytophthora nicotianae INRA-310, 1067 nucleotides. RefSeq lists its product as hypothetical. The coding region runs from base 1 to 975 and encodes 324 amino acids. The record is from RefSeq and is a predicted model, not a curated record. The transcript has a single exon. Lineage: Eukaryota; Oomycota; Peronosporomycetes; Peronosporales; Peronosporaceae.